Molecule: messenger RNA, 2703 nt
Organism: Diversispora eburnea
Lineage: Eukaryota; Fungi; Glomeromycota; Glomeromycetes; Diversisporales; Diversisporaceae
Source: the annotation of a GenBank genome assembly
AUGGCCUCAGCUCGAAAUCAACUUCUUAUAACUUUAUCUGAAGCAGCAUCACAACAACUUGAACGUAUUAAAGUAGCAGAGGCUCAACUUAAACAGUGGGAAAUUGCUCCGGAAUUUUAUUCAACUUUAUUGGAUAUUAUCUUUGAUAGAUCAAUUGAUGGAAAUAUUCGAUUCUUGGGUGCAAUAUUUUUUAAGAAUGGGGUUGAUUGUUAUUGGCGAAAAUCUGCAAAAAAUACGAUUGAUCCUAUCGAAAAAUCAAUUAUAAGGGGAAGGCUUUUGUCGUUUAUGGAUGAAGAAUUUAAUCAGAUUGCCGUGUUGGUAUCCAAGAUUGCCCGGUUAGAUUUUCCAAAUGAAUGGCCGGAAUUACUUCAAAAUCUUUUGUCAAUAAUUCAUUCAACAUUGGUUUCUGCCUCAAAUCCUCAAACUGUUUUAAUUCAAAAAAGGUCAUUACUCACUUUACAUUUAGUAGUCAAAUCUUUAUGUUCGAAAACUAUUGGAGCAGAUCGAAAAAUAUUUGAACAGGUUGCUCCAGAAUUACUUCGUAACGUGGCUAGUAUUUACGUUGAACAUGUCAACCGAUUCUUUACUAUGGUAUCUUUAAAUGAUAUUGGAAUUUCUGUUGAUUUGGAAACUUCCUUGUCUGCCUUAAAAUGUAUAAGGCGUUUGACUGUUUAUGGAUUCAGAGAUAUUAGCAAAGUUGAAGAAACUAAAGCUUUCUUCGCUUUAAUUUUAGAACAUUUACAAAAGUUUCAUACAUUAAGAAACGCAUUAGAAGAAGUUAACGAGUCACCUAUAACGAAACUCGUUGAAUCACAUAUUAUCUUGAUGGGAAAAUUUUAUAUUGACAUAAUAAAAGCACACACUGUAGCAUUUAUUUUAACACCAGGAUCUGUUGAUGUCAUUAGUUUUUAUUGGAAAUUAGUUGCAACAUAUGGAAAAUCAUAUGAAAAAGAGAAAUAUUUGGUACAAGCAUUAUUAUUAAUGAAAAGUUUGAUCAGGAAAACAUCUUAUAAUCAAGAUCUCAGAGAAUCUAAGGAUCUACAAGUAAUCGAUGCAAUUCGGAUUGUUGAUGAACAAAUAUUAACACCUAGUUUUGUUGAAUCAUUUGCUGAAUUAUUAAUGACAAGUUUAAUCAGUUUAAGAAAGGAAGAUUUGAUGAUGUGGGAAGAAGAUCCAGAAGCUUCACAAACCAACAAUUUAUUACUUAAAGAUGCAGUUUAUUGUGCGAUAGGUCUUGGUGCACAUGAAUUAUAUGAUGAACUAGACUUUGAUUCAUGGCUAGUGAAUAAUUUAUUAGUGGAAAUAGCGAAUAAUGAUCCCAAUUAUAAGAUAAUACGCCGUCGAAUCGCUUGGGUUAUUGGAAGAUGGAUAUGCGUUAAAAUAUCAAAAGAGAAUAAACCUAAAGCUUAUGACGCAAUGACUUAUUUGCUAAAUCCUGAAGAAGAUUUAGUUUUCACACAUUGUCAUCAUAUGUUUAUUCUUCUUCUUGACUCCUUUUCAUUACGCGUCGAUGAAUGGGAUUUCGAUUCUGAAAGAUUUGCCACUUACUUGGAUCGAGCAGUUACGUUAUUGACCCGUUUAAUUGGUGAUGUAAAACAAUUUGAUAGUAGAAUGAAAAUUCUGAAUUGUUUAUCGCUUAUCGUUGAAAGAAUGGAGAAAUUGAUUUCUCCUUUUGCUGAAAAAAUUACCAAUUUAUUACCUCCUCUAUGGCAAGCUGCUCAAGAUGAACAUAUGUUUAGACCUGCCAUUCUUUCCAUAUUAACUAAACUUGUUCAAGCAUUGAUGAAUGAAUCAAUUAAUCUUCACGAUUUCAUAAUACCAAUUAUUCAAUAUAGCGUUAACCCCAACACUGAAGAACAUGUUUACCUUUUGGAGGACGCACUUGAUCUUUGGCUUGCCACUCUCGAAAAUUCGGUUGAGUGUACCCCCGGUUUAUUUAGUCUUGUUCCUGCUGUCAUUGGUUUAUUAGAAUGUGGUUCAGAGAAUCUUAAAAAAGUUUUGAAAAUUCUUGAAAGAGAUUUAAAACCUGAAGCAUGUCGCGCAAUUAUUCAUGUUCUUGAUGUCAUAUUUCAAACUUGUCCUUUUUCAUCCUUAGGUGAAACCAUUGUGAAUACAGGUUUAUUAUGGAAAAUAAUUAAAACAUUGCUCACUGAAAAUGAGGAAUAUAUAUAUGUACUUGUGAAUUAUAUUUCAAUACUGGCAAGAUUAGUUCUUAUUGGACCCGAUUUUAUUAUAAACUUUCUAAGUGUCGCUGGUCAACAAUAUAAUAUGCCACAACAUAACUUAUUACAUAAAGUGUUAGAAGUAUGGUUAGAAAAGUUUGACAAUAUUGGACAUCCAAAACAAAGAAAAUUAAAUGCAAUGGCAUUUGCAACAUUGAUUUCUACAACAAAUCCAAUUAUUCUAGGAUAUUUACCACAUUUUAUAGGUGUUUGGUGUGAUGUAUUAAGUGAAGUCAAGGAAUCUGAAGAUAUUUCUACCAAGGUAGGAACUGAAGAGGCUGAUGAUACACCAGAAACCAAGAGAAAGAGAGCACUUUUACAAAAAGAUCCAAUACACACCACAAACCUGAUUCAGUUCAUUCAAUUAAAACUAGCAGAAUGUGAAGCUCUUAAUGGUGGAACUCAAGAAUUUAAUCUACAUCAUAUUAGUAAAAUAGAUAAAACAUUACUAGAUCAAUUGAAUGGAUUGAUGCAAUAUUAA